AUGGACACCACCUCUCCUCGUCUCUGCUACGAGACCUGCCUGCUUAAGCAAGCAGCUGGAGGUAUGGACAUGGACACCGCCUCUCGUCGGGAACUUAUGGAGGCCCCUCUUUACUACGAGACUUGCCUGCUUAAACAAGUAGCUGGAGCGGCAGUCAUGGGGCAGUUGGCGAUGGAGGAGUUGCUCUCGGGAAGAAUCAAAUCUCCGAACCGGUGCUACGAGAGCAGCUUGGUUAUGCGGAUAUCAAAUCUCUUAUAA
Molecule: messenger RNA, 258 nt
Organism: Linum trigynum
Lineage: Eukaryota; Viridiplantae; Streptophyta; Magnoliopsida; Malpighiales; Linaceae
Source: the annotation of a GenBank genome assembly